AUGGACGGCCCUCUGAAGGAGCUCGGGAGAUUGCAGAAGCUGGUGUCAGACUCGUCGUCGUCGAAGGGCAAGAGCCCGAGUGUCAACGACUCCCUAGACUCGCUCCUGCAGUCGCUCCGGGAAGUCAAGGACAGGCUGCAGGUCGGCACGGCGACGGACGAGACGUUGACGAUCCUGUCGAAGACCGUGGAGACGAGGAAGAGGGAGGUAGACGAGCGGCAGAAGGAGGUGUAUAAUGCGCUGAAUAAGAUUGGGAAGGCACUGGAUAAGAGAUUCCAAGCAACUCUCCCAACGUAUGCUCCGUUAUUCUCUUCACCGGAGGCCAACGCCGCAUUGGAGAGAACGAUAGCACUGCACUUUCUCAGAACGGGACAAUUCAACACAGCCGAGACUUUCAUCGAAGAGUCUAGUGUUGACAUUGAUCAAGUUACACGACGUCAGUUCAAGGAACUCCAUGAGAUUGUGACGGCUCUCAGGGAACACGAUAUCGACCCCGCGCUACAAACAAACCGAUCUUUCCUCCACGCUCGCGCAUCGCCGCUCGAGUUCCUCCUGCACCGCUCCCGCUACCUGCGCUACCUGACAAUAAUACGUGAUCCACGAGGAGAGAACACCGCAAUAGAGUACGCGAGGGCCUUCUUCCCUCCCUUCUACGAUCAACACGAGCCAGAAAUCCGUAGGCUGAUGGGCUGCCUGCUUUACUUGCCUGUGUCGCGCCUGGCAUCGUCACCGUACGCCGACCUCGCUUCGUCGUCGCUGCACCUCGACCUCGAGCCCAUGUUCGCGAAGGAGUACUGUGCCAGUCUGGGGAUGAGUAGACAGGUGCCCCUGCGUGUUGUCGGCGACAUCGGUGGGGGAGGGGCGCUGGCACGGAUAGAGAAAGGUAGGAAGGUCAUGCGCGAGCGGAAGAGCGGGUGGAGCCAUUCAGAGGAGCUGCCUAUCGAGAUUCCACUACCGCCGGAGAACAGAUACCACUCGAUCUUCGCCUGUCCUGUCUCAAGGAACAGUCGACAGACCAGAACCCACCAAUGA
Messenger RNA from Fomitopsis serialis, 1032 nucleotides. RefSeq names its product CTLH/CRA C-terminal to lish motif domain-containing protein. NCBI's taxonomy places the organism in Eukaryota, Fungi, Basidiomycota, Agaricomycetes, Polyporales, Fomitopsidaceae. The transcript is spliced from 5 exons. Gene Ontology annotation, molecular function: ubiquitin-protein transferase activity. Gene Ontology annotation, biological process: proteasome-mediated ubiquitin-dependent protein catabolic process. Gene Ontology annotation, cellular component: nucleus; GID complex; cytoplasm. The record is from RefSeq and is a predicted model, not a curated record. Bases 1 to 1032 code for a protein of 343 amino acids.